Molecule: messenger RNA, 1918 nt
Organism: Penicillium brasilianum
Lineage: Eukaryota; Fungi; Ascomycota; Eurotiomycetes; Eurotiales; Aspergillaceae
Source: the annotation of a GenBank genome assembly
UCGCCACAGAUUUUCUCUUCGUCCCUAAUCCUACCCACAAUUCUUCAAAACAUUAUCACUUCAUGAAUUCUGUCUUAAAAAAACUCUCUGUGAGCAUGCUUCCCACUACCAAUCAACCAGUUAUCGUGGUGGGCGCAAGCUUGGUCGGCCUAUCGGCCGCGCUUUGUUUAUCCUCCCAUCGAGUUCCUACAAUUGUUCUGGAGAAACACUCUGGAAAAUCGCUGCACCCUCGUGCAAUUGGCUUCACUUCUCGAACUAUGGAAAUUUACCGUUCUCUUGGGAUUGAGAAUAUAGAUCCUGCACCCGAAGACUUCAAGCUUGAACGUGCCCACGUCGAAAGUCUGACUGGGAAAUGGAAUGACAGCUCUUCUUGGUCCGAUACGAAGAGAAAGGCGAAGGGAGAACGACCACAAGAGAAGUUUCCUCGGUCUUCUGCCCCAAAGAAGGAGUAUUCGGUUGAGCGUGCAUCGGCUAUUCCACAAGACAAAUUGGAGCCCAUGCUCGAAGCAUUGGCCCUGGAACGCGGCGCCGACAUUCGUCGACUACAUAAAUUGAUAUCCGUGGACCAGAAUGAGGAUGGAGUCGUCGCUACAGUCACUGAUGCCGAGGGUAAUGAACAGCAGAUCCAUGGAUCUUACCUCAUCGCAGCAGAUGGCAACCGCAGCACCGUUCGCGAACUUCUUCAAAUUCCUCGACACGGUCGUGGAUAUAUGCAGACCUUGAGCAGCGUGUUGUUCCGCGCACCUCUUGAGCAAUGGACCAAGGGAUUUGUGCAGUUCGACAUCGAUCAACCCGAUCUCAAGGCAUUCCUCGCCUCGUACAGCGAUGGACGAUGGGCCUUGAUGUUCAAAGACGCCGUCGACCGCGAUGAGUCAGCUCUUCGCGCUGCUAUCUAUCAAGCUGUCGGGAGGUCCGACUUUUCCGUGGAAAUCAUCACCACUGGUCGUUGGGAGCUUACUGCUCUUAUAGCCGACACUUUCCAAUCCGGACGUGUCUUCCUUGCUGGUGACGCCGCGCACACCUUGCCUCCUAACCGUGGAGGCUACGGCGCAAACACUGGUAUCCACGAUGUACACAAUCUCGCAUGGAAGCUCGCGGCUGUUUUAUCAGGCACGUCAUCACCCGGGCUUCUGAACACGUAUGAUGCGGAGAGACGUCCCGUUGCGCUUCUACGACAUGAUCAGAUCUUCGUACGUGCCGACUACAAGGUCCAUCUUGACACCGCCACUCCGGUUGGGGAGAUGGUCGAUGACGAUGCCAUGGAAUUUGGUCAGAUCUACGUAUCUGAAGGUAUCAUCGGUGCUAAUGAGAGCUUGCCCCGUGCGAAGAAGCCCGAUGAAUGGAAUGGUCAGCCUGGAACCCAUUUGCCUCAUUUCUGGAUUCUUAAAUACGGGAAGAAAGUUCCAUCCCUCGAUCUUCUUGGGCAGGAAGAAUGGGCCCUGUUUUCGGAAUCGGAUCAGUGGAACGAGGCAGUGUCCUUUGUCAACGAGAAAUCACCUGUGCUAGUCAAUUUUGUUCAUAUUGGGGGAAAUCUACAGCUCGUUCAUGGACAUAACCUCCAGAAAACUCUCGAGAUCUCGCAUUCCGGGGCUGUUCUCGUUCGACCGGACGGGUAUAUUGCUUGGAGGAUCAAGGAAAUUCCUUUGAAUACAUUGGAGACUCUGAAUGGUGUUCUGGCUAGAGUUUCUUUCAGUUCUGGCGGGCCUAAAAUUUGAUUGGGUGUAUUUGAUUUUGUCUUUUCGCAAUGUUGCUAUAUGGGCCUGUAUGAACAAUAACAUGUAUAGUAAUGGGAGGAUUGUUUGUGUUUUCUAGAACUAGAUGUAGAUUUUAUAUUAGCUGUUCAUUGCAAUUUUGGAUCCUUGAACUUAGAUCCUGAUUCAAACACCUCUCCCUCUUUUAGAUACUCCUACAAAUCUGC